UGUCUUAUUCUAAUAGUAAUUUUAUUGAGUUGAAGGAUCGAAUGCAAAGAUGAGUAUUCACAUGAUAACAAAUCCAUAGUAUAAGGUUCACCAAACUAUUUUACCCAAAACAUUGAAGAAAAAAAUAACACAAGUUGAUCAUAUCCAUAAUAAUAUUGAUAUAUUAUUAUUAUCCUCCUCACAAAUUCCCGCAACCAUAACGAAGCGAAAAUGGACUCAGAUUUCUCUCGUGGUUACGGGCCGAAUACCGAAUCCGAUUUCGGUUUCGCUUUCAACGACAGCAAUUUCUCCGAUCGGAUUUUGAUGGUCCAGAUUGUUCCGGAUUCCAAAUCAGACGGUGAGGGUUGUUCUAGUAUCGUUGAUUGGGCCCGCAAACGCAAGCGGAGGAGAGAAGAAAUCAACAAAGAAAAUGAUGUGGACGUGCUCACACAACGUGAAGAGGAGGUUUUGAAUUGUAAUAUGUUGGACACAGAAGAUGUUCUUGCCUAUGAGAACCAAGAUGAGGAAGCUGUUGCAAUGGCUGAGGAAUCUCCAUCUAGCAUUGCACAGACCGCUAAUCACCCUGGUGAUGGCGAAGCUUCUAAGAGCACUGACUCGUCCACAAGCAUGGACUCUGCAACUGGGCUUCAAAUUAGAAGUAUACACAUCAGUUCUCCUAUUUUGGCUGCAAAAAGUCCAUUCUUUUACAAGCUAUUCUCCAACGGCAUGAGAGAGUCAGAGCAGCGGCAUGUUACUGUACAAAUCCAUGCCUCAGAAGAAGCCGCCUUCAUGGACUUGCUAAAUUUCAUGUAUAGCAAUACAUUGUCUACGAUAACACCUAGUGCAUUGCUUGAUGUGCUUAUGGCUGCUGACAAAUUUGAGGUCGCAUCAUGCAUGAGACACUGCAGCCGUUUACUGCGGAAUCUUCCCAUGACAUGUGAAUCAGCUUUGCUAUAUUUGGAUCUUCCUUCUAGUGUUUUAAUGGCUGAUGCAGUUCUGCCACUGACAGAUGCUGCAAAACAGUUUCUUGCUGCGCGUUUCAAGGAUAUCACCAAGUUCCAAGAAGAGGUGUUGAACUUGCCUCUUGCAGGGAUUGAGGCUGUUCUCUCCAAUGACAAUCUUCUGGUUGCUUCAGAGGAUGCUGUCUAUGACUUUGUGUUAAAGUGGGCUCGUAUCCAUUACCCAAACUUGGAGCAACGGCGUGAAAUAUUUAGCUCAAAUCUUUGUCGCCUCAUUCGUUUUCCAUACAUGACAUGCAGGAAGCUGAAGAAAGUUCUAACUUGUAAUGAUUUUGAUCCUGAACUAGCUUCCAAGGAUGUCCUGGAGGCUUUAUUUUUCAAAGCUGAAGCACCAUACCGUCAGCGUUCUCUUGCUGCUGAGGAGGGCAAUGCAUCACACCAUCGUUUUGUGGAGCGUGCUUACAAGUAUAGACCAGUUAAAGUUGUUGAGUUUGAACUGCCUCGUCAGCAAUGUAUUGUUUACCUAGAUUUAAAACGGGACGAAUGCAAUAAUCUCUUUCCUUCUGGUAGAGUUUACUCGCAGGCUUUCCAUUUGGGUGGACAGGGUUUUUUCCUAUCAGCUCAUUGUAACAUGGAUCAACAGAGUGCGUUCCAUUGCUUCGGGUUGUUUCUAGGCAUGCAAGAGAAGGGGGCAGUGUCAUUUGCAGUGGAUUAUGAGUUUGCAGCUCGGACAAAGCCAACUGAGGAAUAUGUGAGCAAAUACAAGGGGAAUUACACAUUCACGGGUGGCAAGGCUGUUGGAUACAGGAAUUUGUUUGGCAUACCUUGGACUGCUUUUACUGCUGAAGAUAGUUUAUACUUCAUCAAUGGAAUUCUCCAUCUUCGAGCUGAGCUGACUAUCCGACAAUUAGUGCUUUAGGUACAAUGCAGAAAGCCUUUGCUUACAGCCAUACUGGACCUUUUUAGAUGUCAGGAGGGCUUUGAGAUGUGGAAGAAUGCUAACCGUAAGAUAUUCAGCCAAGGUCUGUUAAAAAGUUUUAAAUUGUAUAUACAGGUUAGAGUCAAGUGCCUAUGUAGAAAUUGCUCUGCGUACCCUGCUGAUGUAAAUGCACUGCUGUAUGUUAACUGAAACUGACUUGCUCAGAAAACUUCUUAUCUGUUGACAUGGGCAAAUUAAUUGAGGGUGACAAAAAAGUUUCAAAACUAAAAAAGAGUGACACAAGUUUUAAA
Messenger RNA from Capsicum annuum, 2168 nucleotides. Its product is annotated as BTB/POZ domain-containing protein POB1. Gene Ontology annotation, cellular component: nucleus. Gene Ontology annotation, biological process: response to red light. The record is from RefSeq and is a predicted model, not a curated record. Lineage: Eukaryota; Viridiplantae; Streptophyta; Magnoliopsida; Solanales; Solanaceae. The coding region runs from base 211 to 1857 and encodes 548 amino acids. The transcript has 6 exons. Gene Ontology annotation, molecular function: protein binding.